AACUAGACGUAAAACAAUAUCGUCAGAAAAAAAUGCUUUACGAGACAUUCAUUUGGUUUGUUAUCAUAAUUAAAGUGGUUUUAUCAAUUGAAGAUCCUAUUGUAGAGCUUCCCAAUGGAAAAAUAUUAGGACGCCUAGCAACAACCUAUACCAAUACACCCUUUUACCUUUUCCAGAAAAUACCGUAUGCAACUCCACCAGUUGGUGCUCUUCGAUUUAAGGCACCUCAACCCGCUCAAACUUGGGAUGGUGUCCUUAACACAACAUAUUUAGAUGUUAGUUGUUAUCAACAACAAGGUGAUUUAUCGUCGGAUUCUGAGGAUUGUCUUUUCGUCAAUGUCUAUACACCAACGCUACCUACAAAUAAUGAAAAUGCUUCCCUUCCUGUCAUGCUCUUUAUCCAUGGUGGUGCAUUCAUUGUUGGUUGGAGCUUGCACUACCCACCGGAUCUUUUUAUAGACAACGAAGUCAUUUUGGUUACUAUUAAUUACAGGCUAGGAGUUUUUGGAUUCUUGUCAACAGAAGAUGAUGUAAUACCUGGAAAUAAUGGACUCAAAGAUCAACGCUUAGCUAUACAGUGGACUCAUGACAAUAUCCAUUUGUUCGGUGGUGAUCCAGAAAGAAUAACUAUUUUUGGUGAAAGUGCAGGUUCAGCGUCUGUAGCAUAUCAGCUACUGAAUCAGAAUUCAGAAGGACUGUUCAGAGCAGCAAUUUUGGAAAGCGGGUCCUUUCUGUGUCCUUGGACCUAUCAAAGAAACGCUAGAAGAAUUGCCUUCGAAACAGCUGGAGUCCUAAAUUCAACUUUUUGUACCAGCGAUGAUUCCAGUGCAUUGUUAGAAUUUUUACAAGGAGUCAGUGCAGAUGAUCUAGAUGCAGCUGGACAACAGUAUAUGGAAAGUGUAAGUACUCCAUGGGACUACGAUGUUUCUCAAGGGAUUGUCUACGCACCUGUAAUUGAGGUGAAAAAUCCAGACGCUUUUAUCACCAAGAAAAUGUACGGGCUACUGCAAGCAGGAAAUAUCUUAAAAGUACCUGUUAUAUUGGGUAUUAACUCUGAAGAAAAUUUACUGUUUAAUCAAGACCCAGUCGUUCUGCAGUCAAUUUUAGAAUCAUGGGAUAACAACUUGGAUUUGAUAGUACCAAACGACAUGCAAAUUACGAAUAGUCAACAACAUGCCGAGAUGGCAAAAUCCAUCCGAGAUAUUUACACAAAUGGUGAACCCUUUGGCACACGUUUAGGAGAUGGCGUUCGAUAUUCCACCGACACUUCCUUCAGUAGACCAGUAACUAAGCACGCAGAACUAGCGUCCGCGUUCACUGAAAUUUAUUUCUACCAGUUUUCCUACGAUGGUUUACCUGGGCACAUUUCCAUCCACUAUGAUGGUGCUGAAAGUGUUGGCCAUGCUGAAGAAAUUCCAUAUAUUUUUUGUAGUAGUAUGCUUGGAUGCAACAUCAGCGAAUUCACAGAAAGUGAUACGGUUACAUCUCAACGACUCAUAAAGCUUUGGACAAAUUUUGCAAAAUAUCAAAAUCCGACUCCAGAUUUGUCAGAAUUGUUCCAGAAUAUUACUUGGUCUCAACUUUCAGUCGAAGGUGGUGAUUUUCUAUUCCUCGAUAUCAACGAGCAACUGGAAAUCAAAAACCAUCUCAAAGCAGAAGUCCUUCAGAAGUGGAACAAUCUAUAUGAAAGUUUAAAUUUUACAGAUUUUGAUACUUAUUAAUAACACAGUUUUAAAAUGAC
Molecule: messenger RNA, 1741 nt
Organism: Zophobas morio
Lineage: Eukaryota; Metazoa; Arthropoda; Insecta; Coleoptera; Tenebrionidae
Product: esterase FE4-like
Exons: 9
Coding region: 33-1721 (562 amino acids)
Molecular function (GO): serine hydrolase activity
Source: RefSeq, a predicted model, not a curated record